AUGGCGCUCUGCAUCUCCUAUUACCUCCAGAUCAAGCGUAUUCGCGCCGUCCAUGAGACCGUCAUUUCCAUCUUUGCCGGUAUGAUCGUCGGCAUUGUCGUUCGCCUGUCUCCAGGCCACGUUAUCCGUGACAUGAUGUCAUUCAAGCACACAGUGUUCUUCAAUCUGCUCCUGCCGCCGAUCAUUCUUAACUCGGGGUACGAGCUGAAGCAAAAUUUCUUCCGCAACUUUGGAGUAAUUCUGACGCUGACGGUCAGCGUUCUCGUGUACAUCUGGGGUCUGCUCGGACUCGAGGGUCUCAAGUUCUCUCUCCUCGAAUGCCUCAUCUUCGGCUCGACGCUUUCGGCAACGGAUCCGGUCACAAUUCUCGCCAUCUUCAACACGGCCAAGGUGGACCCGAAACUGUAUUCGAUCAUCUUCGGCGAGAGUAUUUUAAACGAUGCCGUCUCCAUCGUCAUGUACGAGACGCUGUCCCACUUCCACGGCGGUGACGACAUUUAUCUAUCGUCUCUGUUCCACGGUGUCGGCAUCUUCCUGUUCAGCUUCUUCUCAUCUAUGCUGCUCGGCGUUGCGUUCGGUCUGGUGUGCUCCCUCGGUCUCAAGCACUCGCACUUGGCGACCUAUCCGCAGAUCGAAAGUUGUCUCGUCGCUCUGUGCGCCUACACCGCCUAUUUCUUCUCCAACGGUCUCAGUCUCAGCGGCAUCGUGUCUCUGCUCUUCUGCGGUAUCACCCUGAAGCACUACGCAUACCACACCAUGUCGAAGCGCACACAGCGCACUACCAAGUAUAUGUUCGCUGUGCUGGCCCAGCUGUCCGAGAACUUUAUCUUCAUCUACCUCGGCCUCAACCUCUUCAUUCAGGACGUCCAGGUCUUCAAGCCUCUAUUCAUUGUUGUCUCGGCUAUUGCGGUAAUGGCUUCGCGUUACGCCGCAGUGUUCCCGCUCUCCGAACUUAUCAACUGGUUCUUUUAUACCAGGGGCCAGCGCUAUGAGGAGCUGCCUCACUCAUACCAGAUGAUGCUGUUCUGGGCCGGUCUUCGCGGUGCAGUCGGCGUGGCGCUUGCGGCUGGAAUCGAGGGCGAGAACGCGGAAGCACUGCGUACGACUGUCCUCGUCGUCGUAGUCUUGACGGUGUGCAUCUUUGGAGGGACGACGGCCCGAAUGCUCGAAGUUCUUGGCAUCCGCGUCGGAGUGGAGGACGAUGAUGCCAGUUCUGACGAGGAAGAGGAGGGAUGGACGCACGGCGGUAACAUCUCGUUACAAAACACACGCCGUUACGCUCUUCAGAACGGAAUGUACGGCGACGACGAUGACGGAGGGUACAAUACGACCCCGAUAGAUUCGCCCUACAUCUCGAGCGGGAUCAACAUUGGGAACCAGCGUCGCUCCCUUUCUCGCGGCGCAAUGUCGCGGGCUGGAUUCUCCACCAAUUCUGAGGAUUCAGACGAGGAGCCUCUGCCUCAGGGCUACGGCGACCGUGGCGAUGUCGAGGCUGGUCACGCUGGUGAGAGACAGGGGAUGAUUUUCCGCGACGGACAGUGGUUCACUUCACUCGACGAGCGCUACCUUCUGCCCCUGUUCUCAAACUCCGUCACCGCUCGCAGGCACCACGCAAAGAAGGCUCGCAAGGGACGCGCGAGCAGUGGCGCAUACAACGGUGGGGAGUCUGGAAGUGGUACGCCGCUUGGCGGCAGCUCGCUCGAGUUGACCCGUGAAGAGUAUAGUUAUGACGGCGGCAGUGAGAACGGCAAAGGGAAGCCAACGCGUAACUUUAGCGGUACCGUUUCAGAAUUCUUCUUUGCUCGUGCUGAGCCUUCUUCCAGUCAGAAUCAGUCACCAACAGAAGCCAGUUCGCGGAAGGGUCGCGAGGGCAGUAGGGACCGCGGUGGAGGUGAUUAG
Trichosporon asahii var. asahii CBS 2479 is the source of this 1899-nucleotide messenger RNA. RefSeq names its product monovalent inorganic cation transporter. Gene Ontology annotation, biological process: sodium ion transport; vacuolar acidification; proton transmembrane transport. Bases 1 to 1899 code for a protein of 632 amino acids. Gene Ontology annotation, cellular component: fungal-type vacuole membrane; early endosome; late endosome. NCBI's taxonomy places the organism in Eukaryota, Fungi, Basidiomycota, Tremellomycetes, Trichosporonales, Trichosporonaceae. The transcript is spliced from 5 exons. The record is from RefSeq and is a predicted model, not a curated record. Gene Ontology annotation, molecular function: sodium:proton antiporter activity.